CGCGGAUCCCCGAGCGGGGCCGCGGCCGAGGCGCACGGGGGUGACAGCCGGGCGGUGUUGUGGUUGCGGAGGCGGCGGCACGUGCGGGGGUGGUGACUGCCGGGCUGUCAGCCUCGGUCCGGGCCGCUGUCAACCCUCGCGCCGGGGACGGAGCUGCGGGAACUAAGGCUCGCUGCAGCCUGGGCCGGCCUGGAGCGCGGGGGGUUUUGGGGGACGCGGGGCGCAGGAGGACCUCGGCGCUGAAACUCCUUCACGUGAUUUCAUUGUUAACUUUAACUCCUCGGGUUCUGUUCCCGUCGCGCGAGCGGGCAGCCCGUUGGCAGGCAGCUGGGGGUGCUGCCGUUGCAAGUUUUAUUAUUUUUUAAAAAGUUUCUUUGCUGUGUAAGAAGAGAGCGUGCAGAGGCUUUUGCAGGGGCCGGGAGCGGGGUGCGCGCUGCGGCCUCAGGUGCACUUUCCUCGGAGCCGCGGUUCUAGUCCGCGGCACCGCGCCUCCGGAAGACCCCCGGAGACUCGGCCCUGAGAGAGACAAUGAGUAGCUGUCAUUCAUUGUGGCACCUCUGUCCCCGGUCUGUCCGGACCGCUCAUGUGGCAACCCCGCACCUGGCCUACCGCUGCGGUCUGUGGAGUGAUCUUUCUUUGGAGCGGUCCUGUGAGAUACCGACCUUCUUUGAGACCCUCGCCAAAGGAUUUCCUUGUGCAGAAGUUAGUUUCACGAUGAAUUUCACCUGAGCCUUUUUGUCCUGCUCGGAGGCAAUAGUUCUGGCUCUUGGCUAGUGUCUGCACUCUUUUGACUUUAAUGUCACCUUUAAGAACAGUUGUUGUUGUUGCCAGCCUCCUAGCCCCAUGUGCUUGCAAUGUAAGUGUUCUCCAGAACAAUUGCCAAAGUUCCAGAAAACACAGCUUAACUUUUGGAGGCCUAGGACUUGGCUAUUUUUGAAAUGCAUCACUAAAAGUGAGUUCAGGAAAACUCAGGUUUGUCAGAUUUUGUGUGAAAGAGUGUGAACUCUGACCCAGGGAGACAGUCUCAUUGUAUGUCUGUAUGCUGAUUCUUUAUCCAUGGAUGUGCAUUUCAGGACAGCAGCCUGGUGUCACAGCAGCAGGAGCAGCAGCAGCCAGCGUUAUUUCUUUUGGUGUGUACCUGGAGGCUUAUAGGAUGGACUUGUGCGUCCCCUCCCCCCGCAGUGAUGCUGGGUCUUUCUUUUUGUAGAUUGCUGAGGAACAAUUACAGCCUCCACUCUGUGGGUCUCAGUAGCUUAGGGUUGUGUUACCAGCAUGUAAUAGUUCAACUAUGAAGCAAAUUGGACGAUUUGACAAUUCUUUAAGCACUGUCCCAGCAGAUGGGUGGCACAUGUUUUUCCAUUUUGGUAAGUUCACUAACGCAGUACGGUACGUAGAACACGACCAUGGUCUGAGUGAAUUGUGGUGGUCGUGCUUAGCGGGUUUCUGCGUAUGUUAUUAACUGUCUCAUCCACUCUGAGUGUCUGGAGUUGUGAAGGAUGAGAGAUUCAUUCUUGUCUCCUUGCAGAGUUCUGGCUGCUAACCCCCCAUACUUGCUGAAGUGCUGAAGAGCUUCUUUGGGAAGCGUGUCGAGGAGGAGGUGAAGUCCGUGGACGGCAUAGGAUGCAUGUUUUUCCACCCUGAAGCUGGGAAUGAGUCGUGUCGGGUGCUUGCAGCUUGAUGAAGAGCCCCACGCGUGGUGCCGUUGGGCACUUUGAAGGUGUUUCAAGUGACAGGCUGUUUACGUUUCUGAAGUCAGAGGGCAGAGGUAUUCCGUUGUGUGAGGACACGAGGAAGGACUCAGGCCAGCAAACGUGUAUGCUAUGGUUAACUGGCCCCCAGCCUCCGAGAGUCUUGAUUUCCAUGGUGUGAGACUGACGCAGCAUCAGGAUAAGGGAUAGCGACUCUAUGGAUAUACAGCAUCCUUCACCAUGGUAAAACUCGCUAACCCGCUGUAUACCGAGUGGAUUUUGGAGGCCAUCAAGAAAGUCAAGAAGCAGAAACAGCGUCCUUCGGAGGAAAGGAUAUGCAACGCGGUGUCGUCCUCCCAUGGCUUGGAUCGGAAAACUGUCCUAGAGCAAUUGGAGUUGAGCGUUAAAGAUGGAACAAUUUUAAAAGUCUCAAAUAAAGGACUCAAUUCCUAUAAAGAUCCUGAUAAUCCUGGGCGAAUAGCACUUCCCAAACCUCGAAACCAUGGAAAAUUGGAGAGUAAACAAAAUGUGGAUUGGAAUAAACUGAUAAAAAGGGCAUUUGAGGGCUUGGCGGAGUCUGGGGGCUCAACUUUGAAAAGUAUUGAGCGGUUUCUGAAAGGUCAGAAAGAUGUGUCCGCGUUAUUUGGAGGCGGGGCCGCCUCUGGCUUUCACCAGCAGCUACGAUUGGCUAUCAAGCGCGCCGUGGGCCAUGGCCGCCUCCUCAAAGAUGGACCUCUUUACCGGCUCAGCACGAAAGCAGGCGGCGUGGAGGGGAAGGCGGCCUGCGAGUCUCUCUCCUGUUUGCCUCCCGUGGCACUCCUUCCACAUGAAAAGGAUAAGCCGGUUGCUGAACCAAUCCCCAUCUGUAGUUUCUGUCUUGGUACAAAAGAACAAAACCGAGAGAAGAAGCCGGAGGAACUCAUCUCGUGCGCCGACUGCGGCAACAGUGGUCAUCCAUCUUGCUUAAAGUUUUCCCCUGAGUUAACGCUCAGAGUGAAGGCCUUGCGGUGGCAGUGCAUCGAGUGCAAAACGUGCAGUUCCUGUCGAGAUCAAGGCAAAAAUGCAGAUAACAUGCUCUUUUGUGAUUCGUGUGACCGAGGCUUCCACAUGGAGUGCUGUGAUCCACCACUUACACGAAUGCCAAAAGGCAUGUGGAUAUGUCAAAUAUGUCGGCCUAGGAAAAAAGGACGGAAACUUCUACAAAAGAAGGCAGCACAGAUAAAACGGCGCUAUGCUAAUCCAAUAGGACGUCCAAAAAACAGGUUAAAGAAACAAAACACGGUGUCAAAAGGUCCCUUCAGCAAGGUUCGAACUGGCCCUGGAAGGGGACGGAAACGGAGACUCACUCUCUCGGGCCAGUCUGCGUCAUCCUCAGAAGAAGGUUAUCUAGAGCGGAUAGAUGGCUUGGACUUCUGCAGAGAGAGCAAUGCGCCCCUCAAGUUCAACAAGAAAACCAAAGGGCUCAUCGAUGGCCUUACCAAAUUCUUCACCCCCUCUCCCGACGGGCGGAAGCCCCGGGGGGAGGUGGUAGACUACUCGGAGCAAUACAGAAUCAGGAGAAAGGGCAGCAGGAAAUCGAGCACUUCAGAAUGGCCCGCAGACAAUCAGGAUGGCUGGGAUGGCAAACCGGAGAGUGAGGAGCGGCUCUUUGGGAGUCAGGAGAUCAUGACCGAAAAAGACAUGGAAUUGUUCCGUGAUAUCCAGGAACAAGCACUGCAGAAAGUUGGAGUGACUGGUCCCCCUGAUCCACAAGUCCGCUGUCCCUCAGUCAUUGAAUUUGGGAAGUAUGAGAUCCACACCUGGUACUCCUCCCCAUAUCCUCAAGAAUACUCCAGGCUGCCUAAAUUGUAUCUGUGUGAAUUCUGUCUAAAAUAUAUGAAAAGCAGAACUAUUCUGCAGCAGCACAUGAAGAAGUGUGGCUGGUUCCAUCCACCUGCCAAUGAGAUUUACCGCAAGAACAAUAUUUCUGUCUUUGAGGUUGAUGGGAACGUGAGUACCAUUUAUUGUCAAAACCUGUGUCUCUUGGCAAAGUUGUUUCUUGACCACAAAACACUCUAUUACGACGUGGAGCCAUUUCUUUUUUAUGUACUAACGCAGAAUGAUGUCAAGGGCUGCCACCUGGUUGGCUACUUUUCUAAAGAAAAGCACUGCCAACAGAAAUACAACGUCUCUUGUAUAAUGAUUCUCCCACAAUACCAGCGCAAGGGCUAUGGCAGGUUUCUCAUCGAUUUCAGUUAUUUGUUAUCAAAACGUGAAGGCCAGGCAGGGUCUCCAGAGAAACCAUUGUCGGACCUAGGCCGACUUUCCUACAUGGCUUAUUGGAAAAGUGUAAUACUGGAGUGCCUUUAUCAUCAAAAUGACAAGCAAAUCAGCAUUAAGAAGCUAAGUAAGUUGACUGGAAUCUGCCCUCAAGACAUAACGUCCACACUCCACCACCUGCGAAUGCUGGACUUCCGCAGUGACCAAUUUGUGAUCAUCCGCCGGGAAAAGCUUAUCCAGGAUCACAUGGCCAAGCUCCAGCUCAAUUUGCGACCUGUGGAUGUAGACCCCGAGUGUCUGCGCUGGACCCCUGUCAUCGUCUCCAACUCCGUCGUCUCAGAGGACGAGGAGGAGGAGGAGGAAGAGGAGGAGGAGGACGCUGAGGAGGGGGACAGCGAAGAGGCCCAGGGCCGCAGAAGAGAGCUGGAGAUCAGUGUGGGGAAGUCUGCCACUCGAGAGAGUAAAGAGCAAGAUUGUUACUCUUCGGUAGAAAGUGAGAAGAAGCCGGAAGUAGCCCCCGCUGCCAACUCUGCCCGCUUGAGCAAGCAAGCCCUGGCCCGGGACGUGCUCCCAGCCAACAGCCAGCCACCUCGAAGGGGCCGUUGUGGGCGCAAGAGCCGCAGGACGCAGGACCGGUUCGGAGAGCAGGAAUGCAAGCUGCUGGCAGAGGAGAGCCCAGCGGCACCCCCGGAGCAGUAUGCUGCCCAGUGCGAGGAGAAGCCAGAGGCACCCCAUGAGCCACGCCCCACUCCCGAGGAGCCACCCCCCACCUGCCGUGAGCAGCCCCGUCAGGGCCAGGACCGGAAGCCCGAGGCACCCAAAAGGAGACUGAGUGAGGGCGUGGAGCUGUGGCGAGCCCAGCUCCAGAAAAGCCCAGAGGCUCUCAAGUGCAGGGAAGGGACAGACCGGCUGCCUCGGCGCUACAGUGACGGUGACCGGGCCCUCCUUAGGGGCUUCAGUGAGAGCAGCGAGGAGGAGGAGCCCGAGAGCCCGCGCUCCAGCUCGCCUCCAGUUCUCACCAAGCCCACCCUGAAGCGGAAGAAACCGAUUCUUCACCGAAGAAGGCGAGUCAGAAAGCGCAAGCACCACAACAGCAGCGUCGUCACAGAAACCAUCUCUGAGACCACAGAGGUGCUGGAUGAGCCUUUCGAAGACUCGGACUCUGAGAGGCCAAUGCCAAGGCUAGAACCCACGUUUGAAAUUGAUGAAGAGGAGGAGGAAGAGGAUGAAAGCGAACCCUUCCACAGAGGAUACUUUCAUCGUCUGUCCUCACAAGACGUUCUCAGGGGCCGAUCCUCUACUAAGAGGAAGUCUAAAGAUGAAGAAGAUGAUGAAGAGUCAGAUGAUGCUGAAGACACUCCUAUCCUAAAGCCAGUAUCUCUCUUGCGAAAAUGUGACAUGAAGAACUCUCCACUUGAGCCAGAUACAUCCACACCAAUGAAAAAGAAAAAGGGGUGGCCCAAAGGCAAGAGCCGCAAACCGAUCCACUGGAAGAAGAGACCUGGUAGGAAGCCAGGGUUUAAGCUGAACAGGGACACCCUGCCCAUGUCUACGCAGGAGUGUGUUGUCGAGCCCAUCGUCCCCCUUCUGAAAGCUGGGCGCAAACCCAAGAUGCAAGAGCACGAGGACCCCGCUGAGCCAAAGGAUGACUUGCUCUCAUCUGAAGAGAGGAAGGAGGAAGAAGAAGAGCAAGCCGAUGUAGAAGAGGCUGGAGAGGGAGAAGAGGAGGACACAACUGGCAGCGAGGUGAGAGCAGUUUCCCCAGCCGACAGCAGCCACAGCCCCGAGAGCGCUGCCAAAGAGCCAGAGGCUGAGGAGGAGGAGGAGGAAGAAGAGGAGGAUGAGGAAGAGGAGGAGAAGCCACAUGCCCCGGAGGAGCAGAGGCUGUCGGAGGAGGAGCAGCAGGAGCCGGAGGAUGAGGAGGAUGUGGCUGCUGAGACAAGCCAGCACGAGGACCACGACGCGGAUGAUGAGGAGGAUGGGCACCUGGAACCUGCCCAGAAGCCGGAGUUGGAAGAGCAGGCCCUGCGGGAGGAUGUCAAGGAGGAGCCCGGCGGCUCAGAGCCUUUUUUAGACCCUGAUGCACAAAACAGUGGGGCAACUCCAAAGGAGAAAGAUGAGACCGAGCCGGAGUCCGAGGAGGAGCAGCCUUCCCACGAGACAUCCGUGGUGUCUGAGCACGUGCCAGGGUCCGAGGAUGACCACGAGGAGGACACCCAUGGCAAGGAAGAGCUGGUAGAGCUCAAGGAGGAACAGGAGAUGACACACAGUGAGUUGGACCUGGAGACCGUGCAAGCCGUGCAGUCCUUGACUCAAGAAGAGAGCAGCGAGCACGAGGGGGCCUACCAGGACUGCGAGGAGACCCUGGCUGCCUGCCAGACCCUGCAGAGUUACACCCAGGCCGAGGAGGACCCACCCAUGUCCAUGGUGGAGGACUGCCAUGCCUCCGAACACAACAGCCCCAUCUCCUCUGUUCAGUCUCACCCCAGCCAGUCGGUCCGUUCAGUCAGCAGUCCCAACGUGCCUGCCCUGGAGGGUGGCUACACCCAGAUCAGCCCGGAGCAAGGGUCCCUGUCCGCACCUUCUAUGCAGAACAUGGAGACCAGCCCCAUGAUGGAUGUGCCUUCCGUAUCAGACCACUCUCAGCAGGUGGUGGACAGUGGGUUCAGCGACCUGGGCAGCAUUGAGAGCACCACGGAGAACUACGAGAAUCCCAGCAGCUACGACUCCACGAUGGGCGGCAGCAUCUGUGGCAACAGCUCCUCGCAGAGCAGCUGCUCCUACAGCGGGCUGUCUUCCUCCAGCAGCCUCACGCAGAACAGCUGUGUGGUCACUCAGCAAAUGGCCAACAUGGGCAGCAGUUGUAGCAUGCUACAGCAGAACAGCGUGCAGCCUGCUGCCAACUGCAACAUCAAGUCCCCACAGACCUGUGUGGUCGAGAGGCCUCCCAGCAACCAGCAGCCGCCACAGCCCCCGCCACCACAGCAGCCGCCACCAGCACCACAGCCACCACCCCCCCAGCAGCCGCCACCACAGCCCCAGCCGCCUCCCCAGCCACCACAGCCCCAGCCGCCGCAGCCACCUCCUCCCCAACAGCAGGCCCCUCUGUCACAGUGUAGCAUGAACAACAGUUUCACUCCAGCCCCCAUGAUCAUGGAGAUACCAGAAUCUGGAAGCACGGGAAACAUCAGCAUCUACGAGAGGAUCCCAGGGGACUUCGGCGCCGGCAGCUACUCUCAACCGUCAGCCACCUUUAGUUUAGCCAAGUUGCAGCAGCUCACUAACACCAUUAUGGACCCACAUGCCAUGCCUUAUAGCCAUUCUCCUGCUGUGACUUCCUAUGCAACCAGUGUUUCUUUGUCUAACACGGGACUGGCUCAGCUGGCUCCAUCGCACCCAUUGGCUGGGACCCCUCAAGCACAAGCCACCAUGACGCCACCCCCAAACCUGGCAUCCACCACCAUGAACCUCACGUCCCCUCUGCUGCAGUGCAACAUGCCUGCCACCAACAUCGGCAUUCCUCACACUCAGAGGUUGCAAGGGCAAAUGCCCGUCAAGGGGCAUAUUUCCAUCCGCUCCAAGUCAGCGCCGCUGCCCUCAGCCGCGGCACACCAGCAGCAGCUGUACGGCCGCAGUCCACCAGCGGUGGCCAUGCAGGCCAGCCCUCGUGCGUUGGCUGUGCAGCGUGGCAUGAAUGUGGGGGUCAACCUAAUGCCCACCCCCGCCUAUAAUGUCAAUUCCAUGAAUAUGAACACCCUGAACGCCAUGAACAGCUAUCGAAUGACACAGCCCAUGAUGAACAGCAGUUACCAUAGUAACCCUGCCUACAUGAACCAGACAGCACAGUAUCCUAUGCAGAUGCAGAUGGGGAUGAUGGGGAGCCAGGCCUAUACCCAGCAGCCUAUGCAGCCAAACCCUCACGGGAACAUGAUGUACACUGGCCCCUCCCAUCACAGCUACAUGAACACUGCUGGAGUUCCCAAGCAGCCACUCAACGGACCUUACAUGAGAAGAUGAGCAAGGCGGACUUGCAGCUAAAGCUUAAAAUAUAUAUAAAUAAAGGAACCUUUUAUACUGACAAACCAGAGAAAAGCGGACCUUUUUUCCAGUUAAAAUAUUGCUGUAGAUUUAGAGAAAAUUUUCUUUGGUUUAUUUUAUUUUUUAGAAAACCUGAUCUCUUUUUGGGUUCAUUUUGUUCUGGGUUUUGGUUCUCUUCACAAUCGUGAACAUUUUACAGUAGAACUCAUCUAAAAAAUGGAUUUGGGGACAGGGGAAACAUGCACAAAACCUUUUCAUAAUUAAAAAGAGCCUUACUUUCUUUCCACGCCCCGUGGCCGGAACUCGUGCACACGGGCAUGACCUUUGUUUCCUUGGAAGCCGUGUGUUUCCGCUCACUGUCGCAGCUCCCGAUGUUGUCCUGUUGAAAUGUCACAUACACAUCCCGAGGGUUAGCCAGGCCCUUUCCUCCAGGCCCAGCCUGUCCUUCCCGACUUCAUUCCAGCAGGAGGCACUUCUGGGAGACUUGGGCUGGCCCCAGGAGAGCAACCCAAGCUCCUUACACUGAUUCUUAUUGUGAAUAUUAUUAUUCAUAAAAUGAAGCAGGAAAACGCUUCUCCUUUGAAAAACCCCUCCACUCCCUACACACACAUACACACUCCCUCCCUCCCGCUCUUGAGACUUCUCCCCCAGGAAUAAUUCUUUUAUAGACGGACUAAAUAGAAAUUCUUGAAUCAAGUGUCAUAUAAUUUCUUCCUCUUCCUCUUGUCUAAUAUUCCCACUCAGCACUCAGACACAGGAAUACCCCAAGUGUCCACGAACCUCUGGGUCUCAGAGGGAAGCUGCUGGUGGUCCUCACCCAGCCCUUCCAGGGAACCUGGAGGCGCCCCCUGCCGGCCAUGCAGGACACUCCACGCUGCGCCUCCUGGGUGCAGCGUGUGCUCCAAACUGCCUCUCCCUCUGAUGCGACUCACACAGCAGCCCCCACCCCACCCUACCAUGCGCCACGGAGGCUCGGCGGAUGGCUGUAUGUUCCAGAGAUUUGAACAAAAGCCACCCACACACCUUGCGUGGCAGACCUGUGUCAGGAGGGAGGUUGUGGUGCUGAGUUGUGUAACUUACUCCAGUGACACCUGCGUCUCGUCAUCAUUUGUCCCUUGAGAUCCUGAGUUCAAUGCCCCGUGACUGAGUGCUCCGGCCACUCUCCUGGGAGUGGCCAGUGACCACCACCAGCAGGGGAGGGCAAAUCUGGGUGUCCAAUUCUAGCAGGUCCGUGUGUGGCGCCCGGGCCUUCCCUUUUAUCCUGUGCAACCAGUUCGCCCGUUCUCUUCCUAUGACUUGCUCCAGGAAUAGGUAUCAGAACCUAUAUCUGUACGUGUAUGUGUUUAUACACUCCAUCAUUAGAAGAUGGAACGUAUUAUACCACUUGGUAUGUGCAGUCAGAUAUCCAAAAGGGGGAGGUACUGCUUCAAGAAAUACCUGUAAGCGUUCAAUUCUCUCCUUUAUUUGUACAUUUUAUAUAGAUAAAUUUUUAAAGUACUAAUUAGGCACUCGAUUUUUUCCAAUGCACAGGUUUGUUGAUUUUUUUAAUACACUUCAAUUGACUUUCUCAAUUAAGUGUGCUAGGUAGACAAAGGCGGAAUCCCACACCUUGGCGCCGUGGACCCCGAGCAUGCGCAGGGCUGCGUAGGCCCCGGUCUGUCUGUAUAUACUCUUCCAGUGCCCUGUCAUCUCUGUAGAAAGUGCACCGUGCACUCUCUCCCAUUGCUUCCCGAUGGGGUGGGGUGGGGACGGGCGGGGGUGGGGGGCUGUGUCGGGAGGAGGGGGGUCAGGCAGAAGGAGCUGUUGAGAGGAGGGCCGUGUGUUCAGUUUCUGUUGGUUUGCAGUUGUGUUUGGUUUUGUUUCUUUAAAUAAGGAAAAAAAAAAUUUCAAUCAGGCAGCUCCCUUUUCCACAAGCCUCUUUGUGACUGUAGAACUAUUGUAGAAAAAAAAAUGUUCUUUUCUAUAUUAUAAAAGAAAUUAUCCAACACAGUAAUAUUGGUACCUGUCAUUUUUUCACUUCUGUUUUAAAAAAAUGUAUUUUUAGCAAGAUAACUUGGGUAAUCUUCUAAAAAAGAAAUUUAAAAACUCACUGUUAGUGACUUUGAUGCCUUUUAAAAUAAGAGCUUUUUCAUUUCAUUCCAUCUUUAAAAUUUUUUAUCUUUGUUGUAGAAUAUUAAAAACUAUUUUAAGAAAGAUAAAAAUUCUCUUUAAAGAGAUCUCUAGAGUGUGAAUAGAGCUCCAGACGCCUCUAAAAGCCGCAUGUACAAACGAAGCCAAGUCUAUCCCUGUCUGUCUAUAUUUGCUUUUCCUGUUUUGUAACCUCUUUGUACUCCGUUCCUGGUGACUUGUCAGCCGAGGGGAAGGGUGCCCAGAUGCCGUGCUGUCUCUCCAUGCCAUGUGCUCCUGGGCCUGUUGGCCUCCCUUCCCCUCCUUGUAUGUAAUAUCUUUCCCCACCCCCUUUCUAGCAAGUACUUUCAAAAGAACUCUGUACAUUUUAACAUAAAAAAAAAUAAAUUAUGUUGAGCCAUUUUGGA
Messenger RNA from Ochotona curzoniae (black-lipped pika), 10519 nucleotides. It is a transcript of the gene KAT6A, whose product is annotated as lysine acetyltransferase 6A. Gene Ontology annotation, biological process: regulation of DNA-templated transcription; nucleosome assembly. Lineage: Eukaryota; Metazoa; Chordata; Mammalia; Lagomorpha; Ochotonidae. The record is from RefSeq and is a predicted model, not a curated record. Gene Ontology annotation, cellular component: MOZ/MORF histone acetyltransferase complex; nucleosome. The transcript has 17 exons. Bases 1929 to 7964 code for a protein of 2011 amino acids. Gene Ontology annotation, molecular function: DNA binding; histone acetyltransferase activity.